This is a messenger RNA of Fusarium tjaetaba, 963 nucleotides long. Its product is annotated as KRR1 small subunit processome component. Gene Ontology annotation, cellular component: nucleolus; small-subunit processome. Gene Ontology annotation, molecular function: RNA binding. Bases 1 to 963 code for a protein of 320 amino acids. The record is from RefSeq and is a predicted model, not a curated record. The transcript is spliced from 3 exons. NCBI's taxonomy places the organism in Eukaryota, Fungi, Ascomycota, Sordariomycetes, Hypocreales, Nectriaceae.
AUGCCUUCAACUCACAAAAAACCGAAGCCUUGGGACACAGAUGACAUUGACAAAUGGAAGGUCGACACCUUCACUCCCAAGGAUAAUGCUGCCGGCGCAUUCCUCGAAGAGAGUUCCUUUGCCACCCUCUUCCCCAAAUACCGCGAAGUCUAUCUGAAGGAAGCAUGGCCUCUGGUUACUCGCGCCCUCGAAAAACACGGAAUCGCCUGCACGCUCGAUUUGGUUGAAGGUUCUAUGACCGUCAAAACGACUCGUCGAACGUAUGAUCCCGCCGCCAUUCUCAACGCACGCGACCUCAUCAAGCUCCUGGCUCGCUCCGUCCCCGCCCCUCAAGCUAUCAAGAUCCUCGAAGAUGGUGUUGCCUGUGAUGUGAUCAAGAUACGCAACUUGGUCGGAAGCAAGGAAAGAUUUAUUAAGAGGCGACAAAGAAUCCUUGGACCCAACGGUUCAACACUCAAAGCGCUCGAAUUGCUCACAGAAACAUACAUUCUGGUCCACGGAAACACAGUUUCCGUUAUGGGGCCCUACAAGGGCCUGAAAGAGAUUCGACGUAUCGUGGAAGACUGCAUGGCAAACAUCCAUCCAGUCUAUGGAAUCAAAGAACUGAUGAUCAAAAAAGAGCUUGCAAAGGAUCCCGAGCUCGCCAACGAGAGCUGGGAUCGUUUCCUUCCCAACUUCAAAAAGAGGACUCUCAGCCACCGGCGUGUUCCCCACAAGGUCACGGACAAGGCCAAGAAGACAUACACACCAUUCCCUCCAGCUCCCGAAAAGAGCAAGGUGGAUAAGCAAAUCGAGACUGGCGAGUAUUUCUUGGCCAAGGGCGACAAGAAGCGUGCUUUACACGAGGAGCGCAAGGAGAAUCAGAGCAAGCGAAAGGAGGAGAAGGCAAAGGAGCGAGAGGCCGAGUUUGUCCCACCGCAAGAGGGACGUCCCAAGAAGAAGCGCAAGAAGACGGAAGAGUAA